Molecule: messenger RNA, 1761 nt
Organism: Rhizophagus irregularis DAOM 181602=DAOM 197198
Lineage: Eukaryota; Fungi; Glomeromycota; Glomeromycetes; Glomerales; Glomeraceae
Source: RefSeq, a predicted model, not a curated record
AUGGAUUCAACAGAUUUAUUUGAUAAUCAAAAUAUUAGAGAAGUUAGAAGGGGUCGUAAAGAAUCACAUGUCUGGGAUCAUUAUUUUAAAGAACCAUUGGGUAGUGGGCAUUACACAGCUAGAUGUCAUUACUGUAAUCAAAACUGGUCUAGAGGAAAACCAGAAAUUUUGAAGUCACAUUUAGCAUUGUAUUGUAAAGAUGUUCCACUAUAUAUUAAAACAGAAUAUAUGGAAAUGCUGGCUGUUGGAACUACAUCUACUAUGAAUAGAAAACAAAAAACAGAUUCUGAUUCAUCAGCUGAGCUUACUGCGGAUAGAAAAGAUAAAAUCGAUCAAGCACUUAUACGAUUUUUUAUUUGCUGUGGAAUACCAUUCUCAACCGUUGGUCAUCCUUAUUUUAUUGAUUUUGUUCAAAGUCUCUGUUUUGCUUAUGGUCCUCCUAAAAGAACAACCCUAUCAACAACUUUCUUAAAUCAUGAAACUGCUAUAAUUUUAAAUAAAAUCAAAGAAGAACUCAAAUAUGAAAAAAAUUUAACAUUAGCGGUUGAUGGAUGGUGUGAUCCUUUAGGAAGAUCUAUUUAUGCAUUUAUAAUAAUUACCCCAAGUAAAAGGCAAUAUAUUCAUACUUUGAAAGAUACAUCAAUGGAUUCUCAUACUGGAACUUUUAAUGCUACUGAAAUUGAAAAAGUUUUGACUUCAAUUGGCCCAGAAAAAUUUGCAGCUGUUCUUGAAACUCAAACUGAAAUUUUUAUUAAUGCAAUAGCAAUAAAAAAUCUUCUUCAAAAUCGCCAGUUUUUUCAAGAUGUUGAACAACUUCAUACAAUUCUUGCACCUGCUAAAAAAGCAAUUCAAGCUGUUGAAGCUAAUUCGAGUAAUAUGGCAUCAAUUUUUUUGCAAUUAAUUCAGAUGGCAGUUGAAAUUAAAAAGAUUUCAAAUUAUUUUGAUCCAAAUUUCAAAAAGAAUUGUAUUAACAUAUUUAAUAAACGUUGGGCACAGUUUGAUACUGAUACAUAUCUUGUUGCCUUUUUCCUCCAUCCAAGAUAUAGAGACAAGAAAUUUCAAGACAGUACAUUUCGUCAAAUGGCAUUAACUGCUAUGAAAAUUUGGUCAAAAUUUGGUAGUGAUAAAAGAAGUUGCAAAAUUUUGCUAUCACAACUUCGAUCAUAUGGUGAUAAUGAACCACCUUAUGAUAUGGAAUAUACUGAUGAAUAUGAUACGCCUGAACUUUGGUGGUCAACUUGUCGACAGCCAAAUAAUUAUAUUCAAAAAUUAGCUUUAAAGUUAUUUGCUAUUACUCCUCAUCAAGCUGCAUGUGAACGAGCCUUUUCAGUAUUAAAUUGGAUGAUAGGAAAGCGGAGAACAAGGUUAGAUAUUGAUCGCCUCCAAUCCAUGGCUCAAAUGCACUCCUACUAUAUUACAAAUGCAAAAUCAGAGUUAAAAUUUUCUAGUAGUGAUUUAAGUGAAAAUGAGCUUGAAACUGCAUUACAAGAAAUUACUACAGCUAUGAUUAAUAAUGAUGAUAUUUUCAUUGAUGAUGAUGAUAUUGUUUUGGAUGAUGAAAGUAUUGAUUUGAAUGAUGAUGAUGCUAAUACUAAUGAUUUGAUUAUGGAAAAUAUCAUGAAUUUAGAUAGUUUUAACGAACAAAAUGAUGAUAAUUCGAAUUCAAAUAUUUCGGACCAACAACCUGAUGAAUCUAUAAAUUAUGAGGAUUCAAAUAUUGAUUUUGAAGCAAUAUUUGAUGAAGAAUCGGAAACAGAUUAG